GACAGUCAGUUGAGUUCUUGCGCCGCUUCAGUGUGGAAAAUGCGAGGACAAUCUUGACAACCAUUUUUUUUUAACCUUGUUAUUGUUUACAAAUCGGGGGCCCAGAUUGUCGGCCAAGAGAGGCCCAUCGCAGGGAAUGAGCGUUGAAAUGGAGUGCGAGCCGAUGGAGAAGGCCGAGGACAGCGAGGAGUCGGAGGAUGAGAAGUGCACUUACAUCCGGACUCGUCGCGGUGUCAUUCCAGUGAGCAAAGUGAAACAAGACAAGAAACCCGAUCGCCUGAACGGCGAGUACUCGUACCAGAACACGAUCAAGCAAAGAGUGAUCGGCCAGCCGUGCAUCGAUUGCAAAAUGGAGUGCGAUCAUCGCAUUGCCGAGCGAUUUCGUCAGGACAACUACUUGAACUUUUGGGGCAAACUGAAGAGCUGGGAGGAGCGACGAACCCACGUGCGGCGCCUAGUUCAAGUGCUGCGCGUCCCGCACCCGAAAAACAAAAUGCGCAAAAAGUUCCUCCGCAAAUACUACUUGGAGAUGGAACAGGGCUUCACCCUGGUCUGCAAGACCAUGUUCUUCAACACUUUGGCCAUCAGCGCCAAGUUCAUCGAAACCACACUGCAAAAGUAUCCGGAGAAUGUGCUGGACGAGACCAAGAUCAAGCUAGUGAACAACCCGAGCACCAUUCCAAAGAGCCUGGACAAUAUCAAUAACUCUCCGCGCCUCAUGAAGAAGCCCCAAAAGGAGCAAACCCUAAACGCCCCCAUCAAAGAGGAGCUUCCGAUCGAGGGCCAGCUGCUGGACCUGCAAAGCAAGUCCACUAUGCGACCUCCCUGUUCCUGCCCGGAGCAGUGCGGCUCCAAAAUCACUCAGGAGUCCCGUCUCAAGAUCUACGACCACUUCUGGAUGAAACUCAGGUCGUGGGAGGAGCGCAAGCUCUUCAUUAUCAACACCAUUGAAAAGGACCGAUAUACUUCCAUUAGGACGUUUGUGCUGCCCAUCAAGGACGGCGGGCAUAUCGUGGUCUGCCAGGAAAUGUACCUGAACACGCUAUCGCUGACUGAGAAGACCAUCGACCUGCUGCUGCCCAAAAGCGAGCCGCUAAAGCCGAAGCGCAAGCUGCUACCUGAUAACACGGACGUGCGUCCCGAGAUCAAACCAGAGCCGCCCAAAGAGACGCUAACUACCUUAAACAUUGCCAAAGAUGCGGCCAUUCCGCCGCCCCUCAAACGCUCGCGCCUGGAGUUCAGCCCCCUCCAGCCGCCCUGCUGCUGCCCGAUGCAAUGCCACAUUAAACUAACGGACGACAUCAGACAGCAGAUACACCGCGAGUUCUGGAACCUGCCGGCGCAAGUCGACAAAAAGCACUUUAUCUUGUCGACCAUCCAGACGCUGAUGAGCCGCGACAAGGCGACCAAAGAACGAACCUACGAGAUCAAGCACUUCAGCCUGCCCUUCCACUACAACACGGUGGUGGUGUGCAAAGACAUGUACCUGAACACUUUGACGGUGUCCGAGGAGUUCGUCUCGAACACCAUCAAGAACGUGAACCACGACGGGAGCAUCGUAGAGGACGAUGAACAGACAGCGGGGGCUUGUGCUCCUAUGAAAGCGGGCUUUCAGCGGCGCGACGGCUUGGAAGAACGCGACUUUAUCAAUUGUGCCGACUUGCUAGAGAGCCAGAUCAAAGAGGACGUACUGCACUCGGCCAAGGCGGAAGUGCGCCGCAUCAAAAAGCCGCGCAGCAGCAAGAAAAUGGGGCCGCCCUGCCCGCCCUCCUGCCGACACCAGUGCAGCUCCAAGUUCAUGGAGGAGGAGCGCAAAACGCUCCACGACAACUUCUGGUACUCCAUGAACUGGCAGGAGCGGAAGCAGUUCGUGAUGAACACGGUGAAGGAGUUUCCGAUCAAAAACCGUUCGAUCCCCGGCCGGCAGACCAAGCGCAACUUCAGCCGCAUCUAUACGCUGCCGCUGCACGACCGCAAAAUCACCGUGUGUCAAAAAAUGUUCUUCAACACGCUGUCCAUCUGCAGCAAAUUCGUCUCCACUGUGCAUAUCUGGGCGUCGCAGGUCAAGUGGUAAGACUUUACAGGGUUUGUUGUUAGCUGCUAGUUUAUCUUUAUACGUACUGGGUUUGUGAGUGUGAGAACCACACACUGACUACCCCCUGUAUACCAAGACGAAUCAAAUUGCCCAAUUUAUUCCUAUUUUUAUAUUCGACUUUAUUUUAGACUUUAUACUUUAGUGAAGACUUUACAACCACUCCCCCAUACAACCGCCCCCCCACCAAAAUGACAUUACUUCGAAUAUUUUCGUUGCAUUUAAACCAAUCGAGAACUGAAUCAAGUACUUUUAGGUCCUAUAACCGAACCACUACUAUUUUUAGCGUAAGGAUGUACUAAUUAUGAACUAAUUGAAGUUUCGCGACGUAGAACAAUAACUCUUAUUAUUAAGUUGUCCAAUUUCCAACAAGGUACCACUAGUUCGGUGUAGAAAUACAAUUUUUAUUAGA
This is a messenger RNA of Dendroctonus ponderosae (mountain pine beetle), 2504 nucleotides long. RefSeq lists its product as uncharacterized. The transcript is spliced from 2 exons. The coding region runs from base 137 to 2074 and encodes 645 amino acids. The record is from RefSeq and is a predicted model, not a curated record. NCBI's taxonomy places the organism in Eukaryota, Metazoa, Arthropoda, Insecta, Coleoptera, Curculionidae.